AUGACGGGAAAUCGCCUGUCAGCGAGCUGCUUCGCCUGCAAGGCGCGCAAUGUCAAAUGCGAUCUCCGAAAGCCCUCCUGUAACCGAUGUAUUAGUCUCGGCAGGGCGUGUCCGGGCUACUCGGAUCCGUGGGCCGUUGUUCACCGCCAGCAAAACGUCUCGGCGGCUCAUCAGGUCCAGACCCGCGUCGCCAAACGGCUCAAAGAAAGAGGCGGACUUGGAUCCCCGGCGUCAAUCGGAGACAUUGACGAUGAGGAGACCUCGCCAGACGUGUUAGAGGAAGAGACGAUGGGAAGGAGGCCGAUAGCCGUACCAAAAGCCUUCCAAGUCGACUCCGAGCUCGCCUCCAUGAACCACUUCUCCUCCAACUAUGCCUCUGGGGGCGAGAUUGCUUUGUUCAACCUCUUUUCCGAUAUGAAGUCGUCUGCCGCCACAUCUCCCGUCUUGCAAGAGGCUCUAAAAGCUACCGCACUAGCCAGUUCCUCUCUACAGAUGUGCCAGGCAGGCUUGAUGGCUCAAGCGAGGCAGCACUAUAGCAAGGCCAUUACGAAGAUUAGCACUGCAUUAAAAGACAACUCGACAGCGCAGGACGACUCUGUUGUAACUGCAUUGCUCACUCUCGGCAUUUUCGAAGCGAUAGUACCAGAUACAUCACCAAGAAAGAUAAGAUCACAUUGUCGAGGUUCCCUCGCACUUCUCAGGUAUAGAGCCGAACAUGGUGUUGCCACAUCACUCGACAAAGGCUUACUUGCAUUUGUCGUCCACCUGGGGAUGCUGGAAAUAUUCAUUGGUCAAGAAGGCCGAUCGCCAGUCUUGGUCGGCUUGAAGAAUGCCCCGUGGGCAAAGGGCGGCAUGGUGGAACCGCUGCUCGUUCGAGCCAUAGACUAUAAAUUCAUGGCCCAACAAGUGCUAUCUUCGCCCGAUGCACACCGGGCAUCCGCCGGCCACGUUUCAAAAGUCUUCCAGAUGGGAAUCGACAUCAUACGCGACCUCGAAUCGGCUGCGAAUUACAGAAUCUUAUCCCCCGCGCCCCGAAACAAACCCGGACCAGAUGGUUCGGUCGACGAAGAAAUGAACUCGUUCAAUCACUUGCUAGGCCGGAAAUCGAUCGCCAGCGAUGCGAUAGCAAAGGGGCUCUAUCUCACCAUCAGGCUUCAUCUCAUUGAGUACAUUCUGAGCUUGUCUAUUGCUCUCGGGGAACCCACGGGCGAAGAGCUGAGAACGCUCGCCAACCUCCCCCACGGUUUGACAGCGGUGGAACAAGUGUGCGAGCAGGUUCGUAUAGUAUUCGGGUUCGAUGGAAGGGAAUCGGCUUGUACCCUACAGGGCGUCGGCUUCAACGCGUGGUAUAUGUUCUGGCCCAUGAUAGCCGUACUCAAGUCUGCCUUUGCCGACAAGGAUACCAAGAUGUGGAUCAUGGACAAGUGUAUGGCAGUAAGCCAGGCGUCAGGCUUUGGUAUGGCAAUGUACCAGCAGGGCUGGUUUGAAACAGUUAGAACCAGAGAUAAUUAG
Molecule: messenger RNA, 1512 nt
Organism: Colletotrichum orchidophilum
Lineage: Eukaryota; Fungi; Ascomycota; Sordariomycetes; Glomerellales; Glomerellaceae
Exons: 4
Coding region: 1-1512 (503 amino acids)
Biological process (GO): regulation of DNA-templated transcription
Molecular function (GO): zinc ion binding; DNA-binding transcription factor activity, RNA polymerase II-specific
Source: RefSeq, a predicted model, not a curated record